Molecule: messenger RNA, 547 nt
Organism: Perca fluviatilis (European perch)
Lineage: Eukaryota; Metazoa; Chordata; Actinopteri; Perciformes; Percidae
Product: putative nuclease HARBI1
Exons: 3
Coding region: 26-547 (173 amino acids)
Source: RefSeq, a predicted model, not a curated record
UGUCUGGCUAUCAAAGCAUUAGCAGAUGUCUUCAUCUCCUUCCCUGGCCACAGAAGACUCUGUGACAUCAAAGAGGAGUUCUAUAGGAUUGCAGAUGGUCUGCAAUGCUGACUGUGUGAUCAGCAAUGUUGUGGCAAAAUGGCCUGGCUCAGUCCAUGACUCCAGAAUCUUUCGGGCCUCUGAAAUCUAUCAGUGCCUAUCACAAGGUGAAUUCUCUGGUGUGUUGCUGGGAGACAGGGGGUAUGGCUGCCAGCCUUUUCUCCUGACACCUUUCACAGACCCCCAGGAAGCACAGCAGGCCUACAACCAUGCCCAUGCCAGGACCAGGGCCAGAGUUGAAAUGACCUUUGGCCUCCUGAAGGCACGCUUUCACUGCCUUCACAAAUUAAGGGUCAGCCCUGUUAGGGCAUGUGAUAUUACUGUGGCUUGUGCUGUCCUCCACAAUGUGGCCUGCCUGAGGAAGGAGAGGGGGGCCCCAGAGUGCCACCAGCCAUGGACUGGGACAAUCCGCGCAAUCUUCCGUGUAGCGACAGUGGUCGGCUGCUGA